Molecule: messenger RNA, 4472 nt
Organism: Hemicordylus capensis (graceful crag lizard)
Lineage: Eukaryota; Metazoa; Chordata; Lepidosauria; Squamata; Cordylidae
Gene: AOC1
Product: amine oxidase copper containing 1
Exons: 5
Coding region: 82-2319 (745 amino acids)
Biological process (GO): response to antibiotic; amine metabolic process
Cellular component (GO): plasma membrane
Molecular function (GO): diamine oxidase activity; copper ion binding; primary methylamine oxidase activity
Source: RefSeq, a predicted model, not a curated record
AGUAGCAGGAGGAGGAGGAGAGCGCCCAGGAGGAGCAGGUGCUCAGCAGCCCCCCCCCCGCCGAGUGGUCCUGCAGCCAAGAUGCAGCCCUCCAUGGUCACCCUGCUGGCCACACUCCGCCUUCUGGCCUGGGCAGAUGCCGGCCCUCUCCCACAGUCGCAGCACCAGGCAGCCAUCUUCUCGGACUUGACCCCCACAGAACUGCAGGCGGUCCAGGACUUCCUGAUGAGCCGCCCGGAACUGGGGCUCCAGCCGAACCCAGAGGAGACCCUGGCCAAGAACAGCCUCUUCCUGAUCGAGCUUCUGUCCCCCAGGAAAAGCCAGGCCUUGCGCUACCUGGAUGGAGAGGGCCACACCCCUCGGCGCCGGGCCCGGGCGGUGGUGUUCUUCGGGGCCGGCCCCAGGCCCAACGUCACGGAGUACGUGGUGGGGCCACUGCCUGUGCCCACCUUCUACCGGCCUCGUGGCCAGCCGGUGGCCUACACAGCCAGACCCAUGUCCCAGCUGGAGUACAAGUUGCUCUACAGGAGCCUGGCGACGUUGCUGGCCCCUCUGAAGCGCUUCCUGCACGACGUCUCCGGCUUUGGGCUGGAGGAGGAGUGCAAGGCCCGGUGCCUGACCGCCACGGACGUGGCGCCCCGCGGGCUGGCCCCCGGCGAGCGGCGGACCUGGCUGAUCCUGCAGCGCUUUGUGGAGGGCUAUUUCCUGCACCCGGUGGGCCUGGAAGUCCUGCUGGAGCACAGGGAGCUGGACCCGAGGCUCUGGGCGGUGCAGAAGGUGUGGUACAACGGGCAGUACUUUGCCAGCCCGGAGGAGCUGGCCGAGAGGUAUGCCCAGGGAGCCGUGGAGACAGUCCCCCUGCCUCCGCACCCAGAGGAGAGCCUCUUCUCCACCUUUGUGCCACGGGGGAACUUCACCGCCGGCCCCCCUACGGACGUGCACGGGGCCAAAGUCUGCGAGCCCCAUGGCCAUCGCUACUCGGUGCGGGGCAACCUGCUGGAGUACAGUGGCUGGAGCCUGGCUUUCCGGCUGCGCACCUCCACGGGCCUGCAGCUCUUUGACGUGCGCUUUAAUGGCGAGCGCAUCGCGUAUGAGCUGAGCGUGCAGGAGGCCGUUGCGUUCUAUGGGGGGGCCACGCCUGCCACCAUGCAGACCAAGUACAUCGAUGUGGGGUGGGGCAUGGGCUCCGUCACGCACGAACUGGCCCCCGGCAUUGAUUGCCCAGAGGUGGCCACCUUCCUGGAUGCCCAUCACCAGUAUGACGCUGACGGCCCCGUCCGCUACCCUCGUGCCAUCUGCAUCUUUGAGCUGCCCACAGGCGUGCCCAUCAGGCGUCACUUUGACAACAACUUCCAGGGUGGCUCCAACUUCUACGGUGGCCUGGAGGGCCAUGCGCUUGUGCUGCGCACCACCUCCACGGUGUACAACUACGACUACAUCUGGGACUUCUUGUUCUACCCCAACGGGAUGCUGGAGGCCAAGGUCCACGCCACCGGCUACGUCCACGCCUCCUUCUACACGCCGGAAGGGAUCCAGUAUGGCAACCGAAUCCAGACUCACGUGCUCGGCAACAUCCAUACGCAUCUGGUCCAUUAUAAGGUUGACUUGGACGUUGCAGGGGCAGCCAACAGCUUCGAGACGGUGGACGUGGCCUUGGAGAACAUCUCCUACCCCUGGGAGCCGAGCGCGCGGCUGCUGCAGCCCCGCCUGCUGCGCCAGCCCCGCCUCCGCGAGCGCCAGGCCGCCUUCCCCUUCGGCCGGCUGCUGCCGCGCUACCUGCUGGUCUCCAACCCCCGCCAGAGCAACGCCUGGGGCCACCUGCGCAGCUACCGCAUCCAGCUCCACUCGCAGGCCGACCGGGUCCUGCCCCGCCACUCGAGGGAGGAGAGGGGCGUCGCCUGGAGCAGAUACCACUUGGCAGUGACGCAGCACCAUGAGAAGGAAGAGACCAGCAGCAGCCUCUACACCCAGAACAACCCCUGGCAGCCCCCCGUGAACUUUGAGGACUUCCUCCAGAAUGACGAGAGCCUGGAGAAGCAGGAUCUGGUGGCCUGGGUGACGGUGGGCUUCCUCCACAUCCCCCACGCAGAGGACAUUCCCAACACAGCCACGCCGGGCAACGUGGUGGGCUUCUCCCUGCGGCCUUUCAACUACUUCGCGGAGGAUCCCUCCGUGGCGUCCCGCAGGACUGUGAUUGUGCGGCCGGCCAGGCCUGGCAGCAAGGAGGGGGUGCGGAUCCAGCGCUGGACCCCCAACAGCCCUGGCGCCUGCGUCUCUGAGGAGCCGUUCAGCUACAAGGGCACCUACGGCCAGGAGUAGCUGCCUCUGGGACGGACUCCCCCCCCACCCCCCCAGAGGCCACGUGGGGCCUGCAGUGCCGCCUCUCCCCCUCGGGCCCUGCUCCUUGGAGGGCGCUGGCUCUCUGCCCAGUGGCCACAGCAGCAAUGGGUCCCCCGGGGGGAAGGGGCCCCGCUGAGCCACCCCUGCAGGCAGACCGUGCCCACAGCCUUGGACCCCACAGCGAGACCUUUCCGUGGGAGCAGCAGGCCUGGCUCCUGGGCACCCCGUUCCCUCACAAGGAUUCUGAUGUCCACUCAGUUAAUUUCAGAUCCCGCUCAGGCUGAAUCCGGAAGGCCCCCCUCGGAAUGCAGGUGGGCACACACUGCCUUGACGCUGCUGCCCAGAACAAAACUCAUUCCUCACCCAGCUGGGGGAAAUGAGAGGGCCCACUGCUGGACCCCCCCAUUAAUGCGUUCGGGAAGGUUUCGUAGGACUUUCCUGACAUUCUAUAUGGCAACAGAGCAGAAUCUCUCCCAGAACUUCAGGAAAGGGUUAGGGUCCCGACAAAGGAAGCUGGUUGCAGGCAGUUCAGGAGAGAAGAACUAAAUGGUUUUUUUACACAGUUCAGCAUGUAUAUGUUCACUGCCAACUGGUGGGGGUGAUGGCCAUCACGGCUGUUUAAAAGAGGAUCAAAUACAGUCAUGGAAAAGGGGCAAGGCCCUCACCUUGGGGCAGGAAGCAUGAACCCUCCCCUUUAUUAAGCAGGGUCUGCCCUGGUUUGCAUUUGAAUGGGACACUACAUGUGAGCACUGUAAGGUCUUCCUCUUAGGGAUGGGGCCACAGCUCAGUGGAAGAGGAGCAUCUGCUUGCAUGCAUGCAGAAGGUCCCAAGCGCCCUCCCUGGCAGCAGCAUCUCCAAGAUAUGGCCGAGAAAGACUCCUGCCUGCAACCUUGGAGAAGCUGCUGCCAGUCUGGGUAGACAAGACUGAGCUAGAUGGACCAAGGGUCUGACUCAGUAGGAGGCAGCUUCCUAUGUUCCCAAGGCCUAUCAAUGGUCGUGAGUUAUGCUGGCUAAGAGGAGCCUCCACAGCCAUAAGAGCAGCCCUGCUGGAUCAGGCCCUAUCUAGCCCAUCUAGUCCAGCAUCCUGUUUCCCAAAGUGGCCCACCAGAGGCCCAUGGGAACGGGUGUAUCUAGGGGUGUGUCUAGAUACACGGGCAGGGGUGUAUCUAGGCAGGCAGGGCAUGUGCCCUGGGCACCACUUGAAGGGGGGCGCCAUUUUUAAAAUAAAAAUAAAAAAUAAAAAAUGGCCGCCGCAAAUAAAAUGGCCACCCUGCAUGCUCAAAUGGCCUCUGUGAGGCCCUAGGCCAUGCCAGGCCUCGCAGAGGCCAAAUGAGCAUGAGCAGUGGCCAUUUUGUUUUCAGUGGCCAUUUUUAAAAUAUAUAUAUAUAUUUUUAAAAAUGGCCACUGCACAUGCUCAAAUGGUUCCUGUGAGGCCCUCAGCCCGGGAUGGGCUGAAGUGGUGAACUAAGAGGCCUGCGGCGGGAGGGGAACCUUUGCAGACCCCCCAUGGCCUUUAGGAAGCCCCCCCUGAAGGGGCUACAGGUAAAAAAAAACCAUUUUUUAAAUUGAAUAUAAUGUAAGUCACUGUACACAUAAUCAGUUUGGCACUAUGUACAGAGAAUCAGGGCUUGUGAAUACUGAGUGAAGCUUAUGAGCUAGGAUUGUAUUCAUUUGCUUUUACUUUGCUUCUUGUGAUAAGUGAGUUAAAUGUGAUGUCUUAAUAAUAUGGCUAUAAAUGGUGAGUUUGUCUUUGAAUCAGUGUGAAAUCCUUAGUAUUAAGGCCAUUGGGAGUUUCUUGCUCUCUUUCUCUCAUUUUAACUGUCUUUCUGAAAGACUAGAAUAUAUUCCAAGCAGUGAUACAGUUUACUCUGCAUAGCCUUUAAUUAUUUUCAGAGUAUCUGGGAAAAGUCAAAUUCCCCAUUUAUUUUUAAAACUGAUGUAAUAGCUAUGCUACAAUGCAUAGUAGAGAAUUAGACAGGCACUUCUGUUGAGUUUUCCAAGUACACCUCCACAUAGUAAUUGGGUAUUUCAUGAGCCCCAGCAUACUGAAAUUUGUCGUUUCCCAGCAUUUUUUUUUGGUCUGGCUACAUCGACUGCUAAAUAGUUUUUGAAAUAUUAAAAGAUUAACGAGC